GUUAGCAAGAUGAACAAAGAUGUGCAGAUGAGAGCAGCGAUUAACCAAAAGUUGAUAGAAACUGGAGAAAGAGAAUGCCUCAAAGAGUUGCUGAGAGCUAAAUUAAUUGAAUGUGGCUGGAAGGACCAGUUGAAUGCACACUGUAAAGAGGUAAUUAAAGAGAAAGGACGAGAACACGUUACUGUUGAUGACUUGGUGGCUGAAAUCACACCAAAAGGCAGAGCCCUGGUACCUGACAGUGUAAAGAAGGAGCUCCUACAAAGAAUAAGAACAUUCCUUGCUCAGCAUGCCAGCCUUUAAGAUUGGAUGAGAUUGUGUUGUUUUGUGGUUUUAUUUCUGAAAGUAAAACUUGCCAUAAAUUAGGAAUCAAUUUCCCAAAAUAAAAUCCUUUUUUGUAU
Molecule: messenger RNA, 398 nt
Organism: Zalophus californianus (California sea lion)
Lineage: Eukaryota; Metazoa; Chordata; Mammalia; Carnivora; Otariidae
Product: transcription and mRNA export factor ENY2-like
Exons: 1
Coding region: 10-300 (96 amino acids)
Biological process (GO): regulation of transcription by RNA polymerase II; positive regulation of DNA-templated transcription; poly(A)+ mRNA export from nucleus
Cellular component (GO): DUBm complex; SAGA complex; nuclear pore
Molecular function (GO): transcription coactivator activity; chromatin binding
Source: RefSeq, a predicted model, not a curated record